This is a messenger RNA of Phoenix dactylifera (date palm), 2516 nucleotides long. The record is from RefSeq and is a predicted model, not a curated record. Lineage: Eukaryota; Viridiplantae; Streptophyta; Magnoliopsida; Arecales; Arecaceae.
GUGGAAGAGGGGGAGGAAGGAGAGGGGCUCUCUCCCUCUCGCAAAUUCCGUAUUCCUCUUGCGCUACAAAGUGAUGAGGACAAACGGGCUUCGCUUUUGUCGCCGGCCGCACCCAAAACGGAGCCCUUCCCCCCGUUUCAAAAGCCCCGCACUUUGCCUGUCGCUGUAACUCCACAUUGGAUCGUUGCCUCCGAAGCGGUGUAGCCCAAAAAUUGUGUGGUUGGGAAAGCGGAGAAAAGCGAGGGAUCUUAGCAUAUCUUCAACGGAGAGAGACAGGAGGAGCGUGACCUCUCUCUCUCUUGCUCUUUUACUUCCAUAUGGAAGGUUGAUGAGAUGCCCCUAUUUGGAGAUUUGAGAAGUCCUCCAAUUCCUUUGAUUGGGAGAGAUCCCUCUGUUCGUUUCUGCUGUUUUUGAGAAAAUUGAUGAUUGCCUUUCUUGGGGUUUUGGCUCUUUUACCAUUGCUGAAAACUUGCAACCAUGGCAGAAACCUUUUCUGAACUUUAACUGUUUCUUUUUCUUUACUUUCUUUUGCUCACUUUUCUUUUUUUUUUCCUUCUUUAUCUCUCCAAGUUGUUGCUUUUGGGUUUGUAACUCCUAUCUUCUCUCAAGGUUGCCUCUUCCUACUUCCUUCCUUCCUUUCUGUCUUCAUAUCCAAACGCAGCCUCCCUUUCUUGAUUACUUAUUCUCAAAUUAUGCCGCUGCUGCUCUGCUAGCUCUGUUUUUUUCUCCGUGUUUUUCAACUCUACGCCAAAUAGAAGUUGGGUUUUGAAUCUUUUUGUUUAAUUGCUGUCGCCGCCGUGGAUGGCCGGCAUGGCGCAAGACGAGGCCUCGCCGUCGGCGCAGUACUUCUCCUCAAUGUCGCUCUCGCCGCCCACAACCGGCUCCCCUUACUUGCCGUUGCUCCGCGAGCUCAAGUCCGAGGACCGCGGCAUGUACCUCAUCCGGUUGCUCGGGAACUGCGCCGACCUCGUCGCCGCCGGCAAGCUUGCGCAGGCCGACGCCUUCCUCGAGCACAUCUCCAUCUACGCCUCCCCCGACGGCGACUCCAUGCAGCGCAUCGCCUCCCAUCUAGCCGAGGCCCUCAGCCGCCGCAUCCUCCGCUCGCUGCCUGGCGUCUACCGCACCCUCCUCCCCGCUCGCGCCGCCGCCUUCCCCCUCGCCGAGGCCGUCACCGCCCGCCGCCACUUCUUCGACCUCUGCCCCUUCCUCCACAUCGCCUUCGCCGUCUCCAACUGGGCCAUCAUGGACGCCAUGGAGGAGGAGAAGAUGAUACAUAUCAUCGACCUCCAUGUUUUCGACCCCACCCAGUGGAUCUCCCUCCUCCAGGCCCUCAGCAACCGCCGCGGCGGCCCGCCGCACCUCCGAAUCACCGGCGUCAAUGAGCACAAGGAGCUGCUCAGCUACACCGCCACCUGCCUGAACAAGGAGGCCGAGAGGCUCGACAUUCCCUUCCAGUUCAAUCCAGUCGUCAGCCGGUUGGACAAUCUGGACAUCGAGAGCCUCCGUUUGAAGACUGGCGAGGCGCUGGCGAUAAACUCAGUCCUUCAGUUGCACUCCUUGCUUACCACCAAUGAUGAAGGCCGGAGCUGUCGGAUAAUGCCAAUGCCGGCGAUAAAUUCAAACAUGGCUCAGCUUCAUGGUGUGAGCCAGGCGACGUUGCGAGAAUUGCUCGAAAAGGAAGUUAUCAAUGGGUAUACACCGAGCCCGGACUCGUUGUCGCCGCCAUUUGCUCUGGCGCCAGCGCCGAGGAUGGAGAGGUUCUUUGCAGCACUCCAGGCCCGGUUGCCGCCGAAGGUCAUGGUGAUCACAGAGCAGGAGUCCAACCACAAUUCACCCAUGAUGAAUGAGAGGUUCACCAAGGCACAAUAUUUCUAUGCAACACUGUUUGAUUGCCUGGAGUCGACGCUGCCGAGACACUCGGUGGAGCGGAUGAGGGUGGAGAAGCUGUUUGGAGAGGAGAUCAAGAACAUUAUAGCCUGCGAGGGGUUGGAGAGGACGGAGCGGCACGAGAAGCUGGAGAGGUGGGCGCAGAGGCUGGAGCUGGCGGGGUUCAGCAGGGUCUCGUUGAGCUUCGAGGUGCUCCUGCAGGCGAGGAUGUUGCUAAGGAACUUCGGCUGUGAGGGCUACAUGGUGAACAUUCACAAUGGCUGCAUCAUGAUCUACUGGCAAAGUCAGCCCCUUUUCUCGGUUUCAGCUUGGGGUUGCAGGAGGUAAAAUUGAUUUUUUUUUCCUUUUUUCUUUCUACCACCUUGUUUCCAUGAAUAUUUUGGUUUGGUCGAUCUUUCCUACCAUCUUUUGCCUAUGUAUAGAAAAUUUCCGCCCUUUUAAAUUCACACCAUUUCAAGAAGAGUGUUGUUUGUAUAUUGACAAGAUAGUCUUGUUAUGUCCUAUCUGAAGUUGAUACUUUGUUUUUUUUCUUCUUGGAAGUAUGGAGAAUGUGAACUUGAUCAGUGCUGUUUGGAUUGAUACUUUGAUGGAAUGGUAAUAUGUGUUCUUAUUGGGACUCUUGCAGCUCA